Rotaria sordida is the source of this 275-nucleotide messenger RNA. Lineage: Eukaryota; Metazoa; Rotifera; Eurotatoria; Philodinida; Philodinidae. The record is from the annotation of a GenBank genome assembly.
AUGUCAUUAGAUGCUGACAUCGAUCAAGAAUUAUGUCCAUUGACAUUGUCACCUAGACGUCAUUUUCUUAUUGUUCCUUCAUUUAAUCCUGAACGUCGACAUUCAUGGGGAAAUGUUAUAUUACGCCCAUCACAUCGAAAUCAUGUUGCUACAUCAGCUAUAACUAUUACUGCCAAUGAAGAUUCUAUUCGAAGGUGAGAGCUUUUAUUCGUGACAUAUAACGUCAGGUGUAUUGUCAUGCACUUGUUGUUUAUUAAGAAAAAAUGAGAAGAGAA